UCCUGAGCGUGUCUCCUUUCAGGCUAGACCGGCAAACGCAGGCCACGACUCUGGUCCAUCAAAUCUUUGGGGGCUACCUCAGGUCUCGGGUGAAGUGCUCCAUGUGCAGGAGCGUCUCGGACACCUAUGACCCCUACCUGGACAUCGCGCUGGAGAUCCGGCAAGCUGCGGACAUCGUGCGCGCCCUGGAGCUGUUCGUGAAGCCGGACGCGCUGAGCGGAGAGAACGCCUACAUGUGCGCCAGGUGCAAGAAGAAGGUGCCCGCCAGCAAGCGCUUCACCGUCCAUAGGGCGUCCAGCGUCUUGACGCUCUCCCUCAAGCGCUUCGCCAACUUCAGCGGGGGGAAGAUCACCAAGGACGUGGGCUACCCCGAGUUCCUGAACAUCCGGCCGUACAUGUCCCAGAGCAGCGGCGACCCUGUGAUGUACGGGCUCUACGCCGUGCUGGUCCACUCGGGCUACAGCUGCCACGCCGGCCACUACUACUGCUACGUGAAGGUGCGCGGCGCGGGGCUGCCUGAGUGCGGGCGGCGGCGAGUGGGUCCCGUGACCGCGAAGACGCUCCAGGCCGCCCCGGAGCUGGGGGUGCCCGUUGCCAGGAACGGCCCCGCGCCGGGCCUGCAGUCGCAGAACGGCUGCGUCGCUCUGAAGUCACGCUCGGGUUCUGCGUCCCCCAGACUCUCCAGAACACCGCCGAGCCCCCCAGCCGUCCCGGAGGAGCACGGAGAGGGGGUCGAGAAGGCGCCCCCCGCGCGGCACGCCUCCCCGCCCUCCAAGCCCCCUCAGGGGCUGCCUGGCGGCAGCGGCCGACCCCAGAGCCACAGGCAGGGCUCCUGGGACGGGGCCUCCGCCCCCCCUCAGGUGAAUGGGGGCUUCAGGUCGCCUCCACACCAGCUGCAAGAGGCCGGUCAGCACCAGCAGAGCCCCUGUGAGAAGAGGGAGAAGAGCCACUCGGCCGAGAUCCCAGGGCCAGGCCCAGGCCCGGAGUCGUGGGCAGCAGCCGCAGGCCCCGCCAGGAAGAAGAGGAGGAAGAAGCGGAAGCGCGUGGAGGAGGCGGGCGCCUCCCCGCCGCACGAGGGGUCCAGGAGCCCGGGGCGUGGAGGAGGAGGCCGGGCAGAGCCGCCGGCGGGCCGGCUGGAGGACAAGGGUGGACAGCAGCCCCAGGUGAACGGCCGCCCCGGGAGCCGCGAGCAGCAGCAGGAGGGCGCAGAGGGCCUCCGCGAGGGAGGCCGCCCCCCCCGGGGCCUUCCGUGGCACAGGAUCUGCUCUCCCUCUAACGGCGCCCCGCCCGACGCCACGGCGCCGCCGCCGAGGAAAAGGAAAAAGAGGAGAAAGCCAGAGGCACAGCAGGAAGCAGAGGAGAAGGCGCCCCCAGAAGGCCGGGGAGUGCCCGAGCCCCGCGGCCCCACCCCCGCCGUGAACGGCUGCCGUCCAGUGGGCCACACAGGGCUGGGGCGGGCCGCCCCCCGGAGCGGAGAGCAGGCGCCCGACGUGGUCCAGGAGCUGCUCCGACACUCGUCCGAUACGGCCUUCGCGGGGAAAGUGCUGACGUGGGACGGUGGGCCCUCGGCGGUCAGCCAGGACGCUGUCCAGGACAGCAGACUGGCCCGCGCCGCCACGGUGAUCGACGACUGGGACACAGAGUUCGAUCAGGGGAAGGAAAAGAAAAUGAAGAAGCUCAAGAGAGAAAAGAAAAGAAACUUCAAUGCCUUCCAGAAACUUCAGAGUAGACGGAACUUCUGGUCUGUGACUCACCCAGCAAAGGUCACCAGCCUCAGCUAUCGCCGCUGAGUUCACUGCUGUCGAGACGGGUCUGAAGAGGGGACAGCAGGCGCCCUCCCGCGGGGCCAGGUGUCCCGGCUUUGCCAUGAUGCAGGCGGGGCGCACGCGGCUCUCGCCGGUCAGUAACAGCGGCCUGCACACCGGGCGGCCUUCCCGGGAAGUGUCAUCGGGACUGCAGGGGCAGCGAGUGGCCUCCUGCCGCCUGACCAGCAGCCUGGCGUGGGCCGGGGAUGCAGGCGGGCAGCGAGCAGCCGCACGCGC
Messenger RNA from Condylura cristata (star-nosed mole), 2042 nucleotides. It is a transcript of the gene USP36, whose product is annotated as ubiquitin specific peptidase 36. The coding region runs from base 102 to 1790 and encodes 562 amino acids. Gene Ontology annotation, biological process: regulation of apoptotic process; protein deubiquitination. Gene Ontology annotation, molecular function: cysteine-type endopeptidase activity; cysteine-type deubiquitinase activity. NCBI's taxonomy places the organism in Eukaryota, Metazoa, Chordata, Mammalia, Eulipotyphla, Talpidae. The transcript has 11 exons. The record is from RefSeq and is a predicted model, not a curated record. Gene Ontology annotation, cellular component: cytosol; nucleus.